AUGUUUUACCACAACGACCCUGGAGAAAAGAAUGGAGCUACCUUCUACUUCAGAGAAUUCCCCCGUAUUACUACGAAGAUCGUGGAACGCGACAACGCACCCACCGCGACAGAGAUGAGUUCUGCUGUUAUGGAAACCUUCAGCAGCAUAAAGCGCAAAGAGUGGAGCACGGGCGAGGAAGGCCUAAUGGGCUGCACUACAUUCUACAUCAUCAGCCGCAAGGGGGUGUAUGCUACGCACUGGUGGGAAAACGUGUCCUUCGACCCUGACGACUUUUGGCGGGAGCCAAUGACCCAAACGAACGAGGAAUUAUUCCAAAGCACUGUCCUUGACAUGUUAACGAGCGCAGGGAAAUAUCACCCCAGACUAGAUGCGGACCUUAUCGAGGAAGACUACAUCCGGGCCUACCUCAUUCACCCAACGACGACUUGGCAGCAGAAUCAAGGUGAUAUCGGCUACGCAGAACAGUGGCAGCAGAUCCGGACUACUGUCGGCGAGCUGGUACCAACGCUGCAAGACCCAGCACGCUGGACAGAUAUCCCGUACACGCCGGUUGAUGAACCAGAGGAACUCGAUAACGAUCGAGUAACCAAAGGAAGGAACCUCUUCAAAUACGACCCAGCUCAUGACGUUUGGGGAGGCCAGACGUAG
Messenger RNA from Aspergillus alliaceus, 651 nucleotides. RefSeq lists its product as uncharacterized. Bases 1 to 651 code for a protein of 216 amino acids. NCBI's taxonomy places the organism in Eukaryota, Fungi, Ascomycota, Eurotiomycetes, Eurotiales, Aspergillaceae. The record is from RefSeq and is a predicted model, not a curated record. The transcript has a single exon.